GUUCACAUAUAUAUCUCCCAGAGAUCCCCAAGUGAGCGCCUCAUUACUUUGGUGUACACAGCACUUGCAAACCAACAAGCAACUCUCACCUCACUUCCUUGAAAAGAAGUCCAUCUCCCUAUCACCUUCAUGCCCAGUAUUCUUCGGACUCCCAUCCACAAACAACCAGCCAUGUCUCGUCAGAGCUACUCAUAUUCGGCACCCACGCCGUCAAGAAAUAUCACUGCCCACGGCACCUCCAGUGCCUUUAGCAGUUCCGCAAACCCAGAUGAAGAUUGGACCAAGAUCUCCGACCUUGCUGAACGCCGACGAAUUCAGAACCGCAUUGCCCAACGUAACUACCGUGAGUAGUCCAGUCGGAUCUUGGGAGAAACGAGUAACUAAUCUUCGUAUAGGCAAGAAGCUAAAGCGUCGUCUUGAAGACCUCGAGAGACGAGCAGGCUCCUCUUCAGCCUCACCACCACAAGUACAUGUUGAGCUCCAUCAAUCAGAUCGCCAUGAGCAACAAUGGACCAAGAGAAGCCCAGAGACCGUCCACCGACAAUCUCCACCCAGACUUCUUCACAGCCAACAAUACACCCCACCAAUGCAUCACGACGAAGAGUUGAUGUUUGGACAUGGGUUUGAGCGGGAAGGUUCGAGAACACCACCUCUUUUCGCAUACCACACAUACCCGGCUCCCGAGGAUAUGUCAUAUCCACCAUACCCUCAAUCGCAGCCAUACCGACCAGUCUCCACUGGAGCAGAAUAUAACAACUAUCUCGAGCCAGUCACUCUACCUUCCAUGAUGCACUUCCACGAGUCAAUCAAGCGCGAAAACGACGAUACCAUGGCACCUUUCAACUUGAGCUACCAAGGUCUUCCAGCUAUUGAUAUUCAAGGCUCUCACGGCUAUGAUGAUUCCAAUCCUCAUGUAUGUAGCCCCCAAGAAAUUCGGCAUUUUCCUCUGUGAAUGUUUACUGAUUCAUUCCAGACUCCUCCAUUGUCACAUUCAUAUGAUCACUCAACCACAUGUUCCGAGUCGGGCUAUCAGUACCCCACCACACCACUUUCGAUGCCUCCGUCUCCACGACUCUUGAACCAGAUAUGAGUUUGAAAUUGGGACUGGAGUAUCGUUUGUUUGGGAUCAAGGUGUACGGAAAUCAGAGUCCGAAGUGCUCGGCUCAUUCUUUAGAGAUAUGUUCUCAUGAAAUAUGACUGGGGAAGAUGGGAAAGACGGGCAGGAAGCAUGGGAAAUUGGUAGUCUGGUGUUCUGUUCUUCUUGGGAAAGCAUGGGUUUGAUUUUUCUUUCAAGGACUGUUAUACUGUAAAUACCCCUCGCUACCAAACA
Hymenoscyphus albidus is the source of this 1330-nucleotide messenger RNA. The record is from the annotation of a GenBank genome assembly. Lineage: Eukaryota; Fungi; Ascomycota; Leotiomycetes; Helotiales; Helotiaceae.